Moneuplotes crassus is the source of this 1786-nucleotide messenger RNA. The record is from the annotation of a GenBank genome assembly. Lineage: Eukaryota; Ciliophora; Spirotrichea; Euplotida; Euplotidae.
AUGUUCCCUACUCUUAAAACAUGAGCCCCAGCUCGUAUUCAAGAAUCGCGAGCUGCUUCAAAGUGCAAUACCCACUAUGGGUUAUUUUCACCCAAAAAUAACAUUAAAACUGGAUUUACCCAGACAUUUUAUGGACUUGACUUCUUAAAAUCUCCCAGAAACAAGUCUGUUCACAAGCUAAAAUCCAUCACAAGUUUGGAGAAAGACCACUCAAAAGUGAUCUACAGGUUGAAAUAAAUCCAAGAAGAAGAUCGAGAGGAGGUUGCUCAAGCAGGCUAUUAAAGCAAAGGCCAAGAAUUCUGCAAUAGUCAUAGACGGCUAUCCAUUCUACCCAUCUAUGCAUUCAAAACCCAGUGACCUCAAUUUUUGUCCCUUCAUAUAAAGAUCCAAUCUUGUUGGAGAGGGUACAGCACCCGGAGGACUUUCCUCCCUUGGAAAAGAAAGUUUCUCAAUAUUGUCAGGUUCCUUCAGUUAAAGUUCAGGAGAAGGCUGAGAAGGAAAAUAAACGCCACCAAAAGAAUAGAACAGUUUUUGAAGAAAUGGAUAAAGAAGCAGCGUUUUAAUGAUAAUGGUAAGGAACGGAAGCCUGGUGAAAGGUACUCUAGAGGUCCAACCUUCACCACACCUCAACGGUCUGAGAAGUACGGCUCUGGGUCAUACGAUCUUAGUAACAGAUACCUUAAAUCUCUCUCAAAACCCAAAAGUCGCAAACUAGUGGUCUUCAAGAGCCAGGAAGCUGCCGAAGAUUUAGUAGAAGAACAGCCAAUACCCGCUCAAAAAGACAUAGUCAGCCAGAGAACCUCGAGCGAAGGUUCAAAUCUAGAAUCCUUCAAAGAUAUUAAGCUUACUCCAAGAAUUUCUAGAGUAGAUCCAAUUGAGGAAUUUGACAUCCCUGAUUUCAUCAGAGAGAUUAGAAACAGAUACAGGAUCUUAAAUCAUGAGAAUAUAGAGGAAAGGAUUGAGCUCGAGAAGGAAGACCCAACUGUGUUUCCUAUAUAUGCUAGACUGAAUAAGUUAAGAAAACUCAGAGAGCAAAAUACCUCAGAGGUUAUAAAACCAAACUCUAGAGAUCGCCUCAAGAUGAAUAAUGACAAAUUUGACCAGUUUCUUAAGAGAAUGAUCAAAGAGAAUCUUGAGAUGAGCUACCCAGAGAAUUAUGAAGGGAUUUAUUUUAAAACUCAUGAUGAGUAUGUGAAGUAUAUGAAAAGUAAAUAUACAACUAAGGUAGACACCAUCGAUUUAGACUCCAUGUAUCAAAAGUUAGGAGCAACAUAUCCCCGAUAUUAUAGAAUGACUAGUUCAAAUCUUAUUAAAUCUCUCGGUGUGAGCGAUACUGAGCAGAAAAAUUUUACUAAAUAUAAGCUUAAGCACAAAGAACAACACUACCAAGACCAAGAAAUUGAUUUGUAUGAGUACAUUGUAGAAAGUCGAUUGAAAAAUUAUGAAAAAUCUAUUGCAAAGGAGAUUUCUACAUUCCAAAAAUAACAAGAAAGAGAGAAAUAUAACAUGGAAAGAGUUAACGUCCUUAAAGCAGUCAGUUGCAUACUUUAUGCAGACACAAGCCAACAGGACAUUAGAUGAUCGGAAAUAUGAUAUCAAAGACUAUAACGAGUCUGAUCCUAGACUAGCAUAUGAUCCUAAUGAACCCAAAUUUUUCAAAGAAGCACCGCAAGGUGGACUGGACUUAAUCAAAAAGCUAAAGUUAGCCACAAAUGUCCUUAGAGGGAUCACUCCUGAGAACCCAACUAUAUAAACAACAGACCAGAAGAGAGCAGCCUUAACACAA